This is a messenger RNA of Physeter macrocephalus (sperm whale), 1866 nucleotides long. It is a transcript of the gene CHRND, whose product is annotated as cholinergic receptor nicotinic delta subunit. Gene Ontology annotation, molecular function: transmembrane signaling receptor activity; acetylcholine-gated monoatomic cation-selective channel activity. The transcript has 12 exons. Gene Ontology annotation, cellular component: plasma membrane; neuron projection; synapse. The coding region runs from base 38 to 1591 and encodes 517 amino acids. Gene Ontology annotation, biological process: signal transduction; regulation of membrane potential; nervous system process. Lineage: Eukaryota; Metazoa; Chordata; Mammalia; Artiodactyla; Physeteridae. The record is from RefSeq and is a predicted model, not a curated record.
AGGAGGGGCUGACCCAAGACCCAGGCAGAGGAGCAGGAUGGAGGGGCCCGUGUUAACGCUGGGGCUGCUGGCUGCCCUGGUCGUGUGUGGCAGCUGGGGCCUGAACGAGGAGGAGCGGCUGAUCCGGCACCUGUUUGAGGAGAAGCUCUACGACAAGGAGCUGCGGCCCACGGCGCACAAAGAGGAGACCGUGGAGGUCACCCUGGCCCUCACUCUCUCCAACCUCAUCUCCCUGAAAGAAGUUGAAGAGACCCUCACCACUAACGUGUGGAUUGAGCACGGCUGGACAGACAGUCGGCUGAAGUGGAAUGCCAAAGAUUUUGGGAACAUCAGCGUCCUGCGUCUGCCCUCUGACAUGGUGUGGCUCCCAGAGAUAGUGCUGGAGAACAACAACGACGGCUCCUUCCAGAUUUCCUACUCCUGCAAUGUGCUCAUCUACCCCUCAGGCUACGUGUACUGGCUGCCGCCCGCCAUCUUCCGCUCCUCCUGCCCCAUCUCCGUCACCUACUUCCCCUUCGACUGGCAGAACUGCUCCCUCAAGUUCAGUUCCCUCAAGUACACGGCCAAGGAGGUCACCCUGAGGCUGAAGCAGGAUGAAGAAGCUGGCCGCCCCUACCCCGUGGAGUGGGUCAUCAUCGACCCCGAGGGCUUCACAGAGAACGGGGAGUGGGAGAUAGUGCACCGGCCGGCCAGGAUCAACGUGGACCCCAGCGCCUCACUGGACAGUCCCAGCCGCCAGGACGUCACCUUCUACCUCAUCAUCCGCCGCAAGCCGCUCUUCUACGCCAUCAACAUCCUGGUACCCUGCGUGCUCAUCUCCUUCAUGAUCAACCUGGUCUUCUACCUGCCGGCGGACUGUGGCGAGAAGACAUCAAUGGCCAUCUCGGUGCUCCUGGCCCAGUCUGUCUUCCUGCUGCUAAUCUCCAAGAGGCUGCCAGCCACAUCCAUGGCCAUCCCCCUCAUCGGCAAGUUCCUGCUCUUUGGCAUGGUGCUGGUGACCAUGGUCGUGGUGAUCUGUGUCAUCGUACUGAACGUCCACUUCCGCACACCCAGCACCCACGUGCUGUCUGAGGGAGUCAAGAAGCUCUUCCUGGAGACCCUGCCUGAGGUCCUGCACAUGUCCCGUCCGGCAGAGGAUGGGCCCAGCCCUGGGACCCUGAUCCGGAGGAGCAGCUCCCUGGGCUACAUCUCCAAGGCAGAGGAGUACUUCUCGCUGAAGUCCCGAAGUGACCUCAUGUUUGAGAAGCAGUCAGAGCGUCAUGGGCUGGCCCGGCGCCUCACCACCGCACGUCGGCCCCCAGGAGGCUCUGAGCAGGACCAGCAGGAGCUCUUCAGUGAGCUGAAGCCAGCUGUGGACGGGGCCAACUUCAUCGUCAGCCACAUGAAGGACCAGAACAAUUACAACGAGGAGAAGGACUGCUGGAAUCGGAUAGCCCGCACAGUGGACCGACUCUGCCUGUUUGUGGUGACACCCAUCAUGGUGGUGGGCACAGCCUGGAUCUUCCUGCAGGGCGCCUACAACCAGCCUCCACCUCAGCCUUUCCCUGGGGACCCCUUCUCCUACCGGGAGCAGGACAAGCGCUUCAUCUAGAGUGGGCCUGCCCUCCCCGGCCUGGCCCAACAACCAGGGCAGGCGGUUGGCCUGAAAGGGAUGUACAGGAGGUGGGGUGGAUAGCUGUGUGGACAGGGGUGUCUGGGAAACAACCAGCUCUUCCCGGGCAGACCAAUUCCCAGCCCUGAGACUUUGAGCCCCGUUGGUCCUGCCAGGCUGGGGCAGAGAUGAGCUGAGGUCAAGGGAGGGAGGGGGAAGCCCUGAUUCUCAACAGUGGUUCCUUUGCAAAUAAAGCCAGGAGCCACCGGAGAAGG